Molecule: messenger RNA, 1208 nt
Organism: Adelges cooleyi (spruce gall adelgid)
Lineage: Eukaryota; Metazoa; Arthropoda; Insecta; Hemiptera; Adelgidae
Product: cuticle protein 21-like
Exons: 4
Coding region: 128-1036 (302 amino acids)
Cellular component (GO): extracellular matrix
Source: RefSeq, a predicted model, not a curated record
AAAACAACAUUUAAACGUUGGAUAUAAAAUCAGCGGUAUCGGAAACAACAAGCGUCAGUUGCUGUUCCAGUACCACUACGGUUUGAUUUAAACUUACUUACACAGUGAAAACUUCAAACAGAACAACAUGUCCAUUAAGAGUUUUAUCAUCUUCGCCGCUUGUGCGGCUUCUGCUCUCGCCCAAUACUACCCGUUGGCGUACAAACCGGUGGCAGUGGCGGUGCCGAAGGCUUACGAACCGGCCUAUCCGCCGAUCCCCUACAGCUUCGAGUACAGCGUGAACGACCCGAGCACCUACGACGUCAAGAGCCAGGCCGAAUACAGCGACGGCAAGACCGUCAAGGGAUACUACAGCCUGUUGGAGUCGGACGGCACCAAGAGGACGGUCGAAUACACCGCCGACGAUUACGGUUUCAACGCCGAAGUCAAAAAGGAAGGCACCCCCUCGUACUACUCAGCCCCGGCCCCGGUGGCGUACAAGCCCGUUGCUUACAAACCGUACGUGCCUUAUAUGGCAGCUAAGUUGAUCAUCUUCGCCGCUUGCGUGGCUUCUGCUCUCUCUCAAUACGGCGCUCCCGCCUACAAGCCAGCCUACUCCGCCCCGGCUUACCCUGCACCCAAGGCUUACGCACCGGAACCCGAAUACGCACCAGCACCGUACAGCUUCGAAUACAGCGUAAACGACCCAAGCACAUACGACGUCAAGAGCCAAGCCGAAUACAGCGACGGCAAAACCGUCAAGGGAUACUACAGCUUGGUCGAAGCCGACGGCACCAAGAGGAUCGUCGAAUACACCGCUGACGACUACGGUUUCAACGCUGAAGUCAAGAAGGAAGGAACCCCGUCUUACAGCUCUGCCCCGGCUUACAGCAAGCCAUCUUACUCCGCUCCGUCUUACUCUGCCCCGGCUUACAAAGCCGCCUACCCCGCACCAGCCCCGGCUUACCCAGCGCCGUCCGCCUACCCAGCACCGUCUUACCCAUCACCCUCGUACGCCGCCCCGGCUUACAAACCAGCCCCAUACAAGGCAUACUAAGUGACAUAAUAAUUCAUUCACUUUCGUAAGGAAGACAUUGUAAAUUGUUGUGUUUGACUUCUUGUUAUCUGACAAACAACAGUCAACUAUGUAUCAUAAAAUAUAAAUAUAUUUAUUUAAUUUAAUAUGUUUGUAUUAUAUUGAAUAAAGUUUUAUUUAUUUGUACAAUUCA